This is a messenger RNA of Strongylocentrotus purpuratus (purple sea urchin), 2112 nucleotides long. RefSeq lists its product as uncharacterized. Lineage: Eukaryota; Metazoa; Echinodermata; Echinoidea; Camarodonta; Strongylocentrotidae. The record is from RefSeq and is a predicted model, not a curated record. Bases 1 to 2112 code for a protein of 703 amino acids. The transcript has 4 exons.
AUGGCGAUGCAAGGAGGUGUGUCCGAUGAUCUUCUGUCCAAGCUGGCUGAAGACAUCGAGACGAGUGACCAGAUGGAAGACUUAGGACGAAAACUCGGAUUCAAGGUCGCAGAAAUCAAUAGAUACAUAGAGACCAAUAGAAUGGAAGGACGAGUGACGUGUAAGGGAACACGUGCCAUGUUGUUUGACUGGCGACAGACCGUGGAGCCUUGCAACCAGCAUAUCAGACUGAAAAAAGCUCUCAUUGACGCUAAGCUGGUCAUGUUUGCUGAUACAUAUAUCAAGGAGACAUCAUGUUUUAGAGAUAUCUACCGUGAGAAGAUCUCGGAAUCCUUGACUGUUCAGCAAUGUCGCGAAAAGUUGGAGAAUAGGUACCUAAAUCAAUUGUGCAAAAUUCAAAUGAAGCCGUGGGAUCACACUGAUUAUGCUGAGUUUGAAGACAUGCACACGGUUGUCACAAUGGUAAAGAAGGACGCUCAUGGAAAAGACACUAAAACAAGGAAAAUACUCCAGGGUUCUGUCGCUGAAAUAUUCUCAACGAAAGUAAAUGGCAGACUGCCAGCUCGAAUUCUCAUUUCGGCCCCAGCCGGAAGAGGGAAGACCACGGCUGUUGCUAAGAUGGCCUACGACUGGGUUCACAGGGAAAAGGGGUCAGCAUUAGAACACCUUCCGCUUCUGUUUGUUGUUAAAUUCCGAAACACAAGUAAGCUUACAUCGAUUGGAGAGGCCAUUAAAUCCCAGCUUUUGAGUGAUGUUGAUGAUCUCACAGCCGAGGGUUUGGAGAGUUUUAUCAGAAAGAAUCAGGGAAUCUGCCACAUCAUACUAGACGGGCUAGAUGAGUAUGCCGGUAUUUCUUCUUCAAUUAGCAAUAUUGUCAGUGUCAUUCGCUGGAAGGAGUUUCCACAGUGUCGAGUACUUGUAACAACACGCCCUCACUUAGAGAACUUCUUCAAUCAACAGGAACUUUCAAAGGUGUACACAAAGAUGUGGAUCGAAGGAUUCUCGCGAGCGAGCUCACGAGAGUAUAUCGACAAGUUCUUUGCUCCGACUUCAAAUCCUUCUAGCAAACCUGGUCAUGGUCUGAAGGUUUACCUUGAUAACCAACCACUUAUUGAUGAACUUGUUAAAACACCUUUAUUUUGUCUCAUGAUCUGUCACUUAUGGAGCGAGGCCCAACUGGACAGUGAUACUACAAAUCAAACAGAGUUAUUGGACAGCGUGAAUGUUUUUUUAAUGCACCAUGCAAACGCCCGAUCAAAGCCUAUAGUUAAAAUCACACCCAAGAAGUUAAAGAAAAUAAUUUCUCAAUUAGGCGAAAUUGCCCUUACUGGUCUACUCGACGAUGCUAAAAAACUAGUCUUCACGCCUCAUGAUUUCCGUAAAGUUCCCGCAGUCCUUGACAGGGCAUGUGAGCUUGGGAUAGUAUCCAAAGCGACUGUUUACAUCAAAUGCCUUCCUCAGUCCAACGAAACCACUUCCACUACAAUUGAAUUUUAUCACAAACUCGCACAAGAACACUCGGCCGGGAAAUUCCUCGCUGAUCAAACAUACCACUUUCUGUUGCGUUUGAAGAUUUCUAGGUUGGACAGACUGCUGCACCAAAUAAAAGCAAACAUCGGUGACUACGAGAAUCUCAUCCGAUUCACGUCUGGCUCUGAUAACAGCCUCUGUAUACGAAUAAUGGAGUCGCUCCUUGCAAACAGUUGUUUGAAUGAGAGCGAGCGAUACCGCAUUAUCCUUGACUGCUCAUCAGAGACCAAGGGUACUGAAGGAAAUGUGUCUUCGUUGGUUCAAAGAUGUGUGAAUGCACAGAGUAUUGUUCUAAAGGCACCGACUAUCUACACCGUUGUUGGGAUGCAAAAUCUUCCAAAGCAACUAAAACGGGAGCUUCCAUCCGUCACGAAGCUAGCGGCCGAGAAAGUGACGUCACAAAGCUAUGAGGGUGUGCUCUUAUCAAUACCUGGAGUGAGAGAUAUCGAUGUCUCUAUCGAUGUUCCAGAGACGAGCAACACUUUUCAGAACAACGCCGCGUCCAGACCUAUGAACUACAUGCUUGGCCAGCACUCACCACAGACAGGAAGAUUGAAUCAGGAGAGACCAUUGGAAGGCUAA